AUGGCGGGACGGGCCGAGACGCGAACCCCUGAGCCGCCCGACCGCGACGAACACGAAGAUUCACCUCCACGAUUGGCGAGGCCGAAACGCACCACAAGGCCACCAAAUAACUAUGCUCGAGAGCAAGAGAUCGACAACGACCAGAGAACGACACGCUCUCAGCUGAGGAAGAAAACGCAAGACAAGCCAGCAACUCAACGUGACGCGGUCAUUUCGGACGACUCCGCUACGGAGAGCGAGGACCUCAACACCGCUACACUCGUGAAAGAGCUCAUUAAACUCCGGCGAGAGAUCAGGCGACGCGAUGAAUUGCACAAGGAAGAGCUCCAAAAGGUCAAAGAUGAAUUCAGCGCCGCCCUUGCCGAAGUUCGACAUGAGCUACAGACCCUGACGGAUAGGCCCCUGACACUGCAAUCCCACACCGAGACAUGCGCUCAGAACAACCAUGAUGAGAUCCUCCGCGAGAUUCAAUCCCUGCGCGAUGCCAUCAGCCCUUCCGUUCCUACUGGCUCCCCGUCCUAUGCAGAUGUCGCCCGCACUCCUCCACUUAGUCACCCGAGUAACAUACGGACGCUCUCGACGUCAAAUACAACACCGACCACGUUCACCGACACAUUGUAUUGCACAAUAGACACCUCGAGGAUGGCAGAAAAUGGAAACGAGAGGAUGUCCGCAGGCCCUAUCCGGGCGACGGUUGAGACAGAGAUCCGGAAGAUGGAAGACCACAUACACUGGCGUUGUCGCGCCGUCACUGUGGACCCGAAGAACACGAACCGGAUCAGAAUAGCGUGUCGCGACGAAGCCGAACACCAGUUAGUCAAGAAAGUGGCGGAGGCAAAGAUCGGUGCGGGAGCCAGGGUCCUUCGGGACGAGCUCUACCCGAUCAAAGUCGAUAGCGUCAACAAAGCCGCAGUGCUAGAUGAAAAUGAUGAGAUCCGAGCCGGAGCUGCGGCAGCCUUCAGCGAGGAGAACGAAGCUACCGUGGCUAAAAUCGCAUGGCUCAGUGGCAAGGAGAAUGCGAAGGCCUAUGGAUCAAUGGUCGUUUACCUUACUAAAGGUACUGACGCACGGAGACUCCUGGCCGAGGGGUUCUUUCACGCUGGAGGAGAGUCUGGUGUGACCAGCACCUUUGAAUAUCGACCACGACCGAUGCAAUGCUAUAACUGCCAGGAGAUUGGCCACAAGGCGUUCCAGUGUAAGAACGUCCAGAGUGCGUCCCAUGCGGAGGCCCACAUGAAUCGUACAGCAAAAACUGCCGGAAACUCUAUCCGCCACGUCAUGAAUAAAACCCUCCGAAUAAUCCAAUUGAAUGUGAGGAAACAGGGAGCGGUACAUGACAGCUUGAUGAACGACGAAGAAACCCAGGGGGCAGUGGCGUUAGCGAUUCAAGAACCCCAAGCGAGGAGAAUCCAAGGCCGGCUUUUGACAACCCCGAUGGGACAUCACAAAUGGACGAAACUGGUUCCCUCUACCUGGAGGGAAGGCCGAUGGGCAAUCCGGAGUAUGCUGUGGAUCAAUCGGGAUGUGGAAGCGGAGCAAGUGUCGAUCGAGUCGCCGGACCUGACUGCGGCGGUCAUCCGCCUUCCCGAGCGCCUGAUAUUUAUGGCAUCAGUCUACGUAGAGGGAGGAGAUGCCGCGGCAUUGCUCGAAACAUGCGAUCACCUACGCAAAGCGAUCACAGAGGUACGGCGGCACACAGGCACAGCGUUGGAGAUCAUAAUUGUGGGAGAUUUUAACCGUCAUGAUCAACUCUGGGGAGGAGACGACGUGUCUUUGGUAAGGCAGGGCGAAGCGGACCCAAUCAUCGACUUCAUGAAUGAAUUUGCACUCAGCAGUCUACUCAAACGAGGAACAAAGACAUGGCAUGGCGCAGGACAGAGUGGGGAUUGCGAAUCCACGAUCGACCUCGUCCUGGCCUCGGAAAACCUAGCAGACUCCAUGGUUAAGUGUGCUAUACUUGGGACAGAGCAUGGGUCGGAUCACUGCACCAUUGAGACCGCAUUCGAUGUCCCAUGGAAGCCCCCAACGCAUCAGGAACGACUCCUGCUGAAAAACGCCCCAUGGAAAGAAAUCAAUAUUAGGAUUGCGAACUCCCUAGCCGCUAGUCCGUUGGAGGGCACCGUGCAGCAGAAAACCGAUCGACUAGUGUCCGCGGUCUGGGAAGCGGUGCAUGCAUUGACACCGAAGGCUAAACCGUCACCACACGCAAAGCGAUGGUGGACAGAUGACUUGACACAGCUCCGUCAAAUAUACACAUAUUGGAGAAAUCACGCCCGCUCGGAGCGACGGGCGGGACGAAAGGUCCCCCGUCUAGAAGAGAUGGCCCAAGGCGCAGCCAAGCAAUAUCACGAUGCCAUCCGGCAACAAAAGAAAAAGCACUGGAAUGAAUUCCUGGCAGACAACGAUAACAUAUGGAAAGCCGCCAAAUACCUAAAGUCGGGAGACGACGCAGCGUUUGGGAAGGUCCCGCAGCUCCUGAGAGCAAACGGAACGACCACCAUCGAUCACAAGGAGCAAGCAGAAGAAUUACUGACCACAUUCUUUCCGCCUCUGCCGGAGAUUAUUGACGAUGAAGGGACGAGACCAGAAAGAGCACCGGUAGAAAUGCCAGCGAUCACGAUGGAAGAGGUAGAGCGGCAACUGCUCGCGGCGAAGUCUUGGAAAGCGCCUGGCGAAGACGGCCUGCCGGUGAUAGUCUGGAAGAUGACGUGGUCCACGGUCAAGGACAGGGUUCUCAAUCUGUUCCAAGCCUCGCUGGAAGGAGGCACGUUGCCAAGGCAGUGGAGACACGCGAAGAUCAUACCGCUCAAAAAGCCGAAUAAAGAGAACUACAACAUUGCCAAAGCAUGGAGACCAAUUUCGCUCCUCGCGACGCUGGGCAAGGUAUUGGAGUCAGUGGUUGCAGAAAGAAUCUCACACGCGGUGGAGACGUACGGCCUGCUCCCGACCAGCCACUUCGGAGCCCGAAAACAGCGGUCUGCGGAACAAGCACUUGUGUUUCUGCAAGAGCAAAUCUACACGGCGUGGCGCGGCCGACGGGUAGUGAGCUUGAUCAGCUUCGAUGUGAAAGGAGCCUACAAUGGAGUGUGCAAAGAACGAUUGCUUCAAAGGAUGAAAGCGCGAGGCAUACCGGAGGACCUGCUCCAGUGGGUUGAGGCGUUCUGCUCGGAACGAACGGCGACCAUCCAGAUCAAUGGGCAAUUGUCUGAGGUACAAAGCCUGCCACAGGCUGGGCUGCCGCAGGGUUCGCCGCUGUCUCCGAUCCUAUUCCUCUUCUUCAACGCAGACCUCGUACAACGACAGAUCGACAGCCAGGGCGGAGCAAUCGCGUUCGUGGAUGAUUUCACGGCGUGGGUGACCGGACCAACGGCACAGAGUAAUCGGGAAGGUAUUGAAACAAUUAUCAAUGACGCACUCGACUGGGAGAAACGGAGCGGAGCAACUUUUGAGGCAGAAAAAACAGCCAUCAUACACUUCGCUCCCAAGGCUCACAAAACCGACCAGGAGCCUUUCACUAUCAAGGGACAGACCGUUGUGCCGAGAGACCAUGUCAAGAUCUUGGGGGUUCUCAUGGACACGAGACUCAAGUACAAGGAACAUAUCGCGAGGGCAGCGUCCAAAGGCUUGGAGGCAGCGAUGGAGCUUCGGCGACUUCGCGGCCUAACGCCAGCAACCGCACGGCAGCUGUUUACAUCAACGGUGGCCCCGGUGGUAGACUACGCUUCUACCGUCUGGAUGCACGCUUGCAAGGACAAGGCCAGCGGGCCGAUCAACCGAGUCCAAAGGGUGGGAGCGCAAGCAAUUGUAGGGACGUUUCUCACAGUUGCGACCAGUGUUGCGGAGGCAGAGGCUCACAUUGCCGCUGCACAACACCGUUUUUGGAGACGGGCCGUGAAAAUGUGGACGGACAUUCACACCCUUCCCGAAACCCACCCACUACGGAAGAGCACAGCCUGCAUGAAGAAAUUCAGGAGAUACCACCGUUCGCCGCUGUACCAGGUAACGGACGCACUGAAUAAUAUUGAGAUGGAGACACUGGAAACCAUCAACCCGUUCACAUUAGCACCGUGGGAGACUCGCGUGCAGACCGAUGUUGAAGCAAUGCCGGACCCACACACUGCAUCUGGCGGGUCAAUACAGAUUGCAGUCAGCAGCUCAGCACGGAACGGCCUCGUAGGGUUUGGAGUGGCGAUUAAGAAGCAGCCACCUCGAUAUCGGAAGCUGAAACUGAAGACCUUUUCCGUGACACUAGGCGCAAGAUCAGAGCAAAAUCCAUUUUCCGCGGAGCUAGCAGCAAUGGCACACGUGUUGAACAUGCUUGUGGGACUGAAAGACUACAGGAUCAUGCUGCUCACGAGCAACAGAGCGGCCGCCCGUACGAUAGCGAAUCCCCGACAACAGUCGGGGCAGGAUUUCAUCCGCCAAACGUACAGGUUGAUGAAAAGACUGCAGAGAAACGGAAACCACAUCAACAUCUUGUGGGUCCCCACCAGCAAAGACAAUAAAUUGCUAGGACUAGCCAAGGAGCAGGCCAGGAAUGCGACCUAG
Molecule: messenger RNA, 4548 nt
Organism: Penicillium brasilianum
Lineage: Eukaryota; Fungi; Ascomycota; Eurotiomycetes; Eurotiales; Aspergillaceae
Source: the annotation of a GenBank genome assembly